This is a messenger RNA of Marchantia polymorpha subsp. ruderalis, 1412 nucleotides long. NCBI's taxonomy places the organism in Eukaryota, Viridiplantae, Streptophyta, Marchantiopsida, Marchantiales, Marchantiaceae. The record is from the annotation of a GenBank genome assembly.
GAGCUUAUCUUUGCAACACCUGUACCUUGUUUUACCAUUCCAUUUCCAAAAAAUUGUUACGAGAUGACGAAUGCUGAAGCCGCAGAAUAUCCUUGCAGAUGUGCCACGCACGGGGAAGUGUACCCAGUACUCAGAUCUGAUUGUGACGCUGCAUUGCCCAAUUUGAGGCCAUCACGCUGCCCCAAAACUUUGUAGGUCUGAAAGUCCAUUUCUUGCUGUCUACUUCCAAACACUAUGCGUCUGCUAUUGUGGAGUGGUUGUCUGAAUCCAGUCCUCUUCUUCUACUGCAACUCGAGAGGUCGAGUAGAUCUUCCUCUACUGGAGUACUACUACCACUACUAGCACCAAGACUAUUAGCGCUUGCCCGAGGAUUCCGUGUCCGUUCGUUUCAACGACUUUGAAGGUUGUCGGUCGCAUGGACACGACACGACGACAGCAUUCAAAAUCGAGAACAUAGCGAAUUUGUUCUAAGUGCUGUUGGAUAUUCCCGCGCUGUUGCGUGCGUUCCAGUUCGAAAAUUAGCUGCCCUGUAGUGUUUCUUCCAAGCUGCCAGAUUGACUUUUCAGCAGCACUUGCUUCCCUCCCUCUGCUCAUCUCUUGCUGUGGUUCCUUUCUUUUCAACGACGUGUGAAUCUAGUUCCCCAAGUCAGUUAGUUAGUUACCGAGUCUGUAUGUGCAAGUGUGUAACUCACAUAUGCUCAAAAGUUGCUUUGUUACUUCUCUCAUCUCUUCUACUCGUCCUGCGUGCCAACUUACUCCUUCACAAAUUUCAAAAAGUUCAAGUUACGUCGCAGUAGUGUCCAAGAGUGCGAGCUACGGUUUCAAUCGUUUGUCUGACCAGUUCCUCCAUCCCAAAUCUUUGGCGAUUUCCUUCCUUCGAAUCCGACACGGAAAUGCCACAGGAGGACGACACUGCCAGGAUUUCAAGGAAUCUCGAAGGGAAUACAUGUUCUAUGCAGUCAAAGACUCGAAGGAUUCUUUUUACGUGAAUCUGACUCCAGAGGUGGGAAUGUCAUCAUCACAGUUGGGCUCGCUGGCUACAGACGAGCCUAGUUUAGGCCAGAUUAACACUCUGGCAAAGAGACACAGACAAAUGUCGUCAUUAGUCUUUUCAAUCGAAGCGUUGUUGGUGGACUGGGUUGGUAUGUUGUUCCUCGGUUUCCCGUUUUGACCUCGGUCAAACGGUCACGGACAGCCUCUCACCAUGUUAAGAGGUCCUGUGAGUGAAUCAGAGAAAGAGAGAGAGAGAUAGAGAGUGUGUGUAUGUGUGGUGAAAAUGCUGCUGUUGUCCUAUUGGAGCUUUGAUUCUUUCUCAAUAUUUUGUACUAAGCAUCAGCUUUAUAUUUCACUUCCUUGACCGAGGUUAUACAGGAAUUCUCUACUUAAACAGAUGUUUACAUUGAUAAUCGACA